GUCUCCGUUAUACGAUCACGACGAGCGUGGCAUGCACCCGCACUUUCAGUACCCGUACUCGAUCUCUCACCCAUACCCUGCCUCGCCCUCCGCCGGCUCAUUCUACUACGCAAGCGCGCACGGGGCCUCCGCGAACUCCAUGGAAAACACACAUGACGUGAGCGCUGUACGGCUGGCGUACAAUCAGGUCUCAGCAUCCCACCAGUAUUACGAAGAUGCCGCCGGCCCUGGCGUCAUCCCUUACGCUGGCGAAUACAUCUCCCAGGAGCACUGGCACAAGGGCGCCGGUGGGCCCCCAGCGUACACGGGCGGCAUGCAUCCCCUGCCGGCGUUCUACGAGUCGGGCGAAGUCUCGCCGGCGUCGACCGACGACUCGAGCGGGACGUUCUACGACUCGCCGCACACGUCCGACGACGGACGCCUCGUGGACGAGCGCGGCUGCGGAGAGCCGCAGGCGCACGCGUGCCACACGCACUUCUCAGGCUACGAAGACGCCGGUGACGCUGGCUAUCCUCGAGGCCUGAUAACUGCCGAGCAGUACUCGUACCCCGCGGGCCAGGACGGCGUCCGCGGUGGGCCGUACGAUGGACACCCGCACCCAGCUGCACACAUGCACUACGACCACCCGCACGGUUUCGCCGACGGCCCCCAGACGGCGGACGAGCGCCAUUCCGCGUACGCAGCCGGCGCGCCUAUGAAGGCCCCGGUGCGUACGCAGUCGCCGAUGGCCCACCUGCCCUACCAGGAGACAUACUACUACCCAUCGUACUCCUACACUUCCGUCGAGCAGCCGCAGCCGGUGUACCCGACGGGACACUACUCGGGUGCGUUGCACCAGCCGCAGUCGGGGCCGUACACCGAGGCAACCAUCGCAAUCCCCGCGCGGCGAAGUCCGCCGCUCGUCGAGGACGCCCCAAAGAAGCCGCUCACACUUGCCUGCUUCUUCUGUCGAAAGCGCAAGAUCGCGUGCGGGAGUCCGCCGCCUGGAAAGAAGGACCGGACAUGCAACCAGUGCGCACGGCGCAACCUGCGAUGCGAAUACCCCGUCAACUCGCGCAGGGGGACACGUCAGCGGGAGUCGGAGCCAUCACUGUACGCUGCAGCUCCGGGGUACGGUCGUUGAAGUGCCCCGUCCGCGCUGUCGUGUGUCACGCUCUCCAUCGGUGCCUGCCCCCUUUCCCCCGGUCUGUCUGUCAUUGUGCUCUCGUUGUUCACGAACAGUCUUCCUGCUUUUCUGUCGACCUCAUUUCCCAUUGCCGCUCUCGCAUUGACAUGCUGUUACUGGAUCCGCUCUAUCCUAGGCCCGCUGUUAUAAUUACCGCCCAGCAGGCCCCUCUCGUCGUUAUCAGGUUAGCACGCUAGUUUGCGCAAGGUUAUUUCUCUCGUUCGUGCGGCAGAUUGGGAGGAGGACCCGGGGAUGCACAUUGUACUAUACCCAUUAUACCCGGACCAUCGUUGUCUAUUACGCUUAUGAUAGUUUAAUGGUAGCCCCGAUACGCCCAUUAC
This is a messenger RNA of Phanerochaete carnosa HHB-10118-sp, 1506 nucleotides long. RefSeq lists its product as uncharacterized. The transcript is spliced from 3 exons. Gene Ontology annotation, biological process: regulation of DNA-templated transcription. Gene Ontology annotation, molecular function: DNA-binding transcription factor activity, RNA polymerase II-specific; zinc ion binding. Bases 32 to 1123 code for a protein of 363 amino acids. NCBI's taxonomy places the organism in Eukaryota, Fungi, Basidiomycota, Agaricomycetes, Polyporales, Phanerochaetaceae. The record is from RefSeq and is a predicted model, not a curated record.